This is a messenger RNA of Cucurbitaria berberidis CBS 394.84, 1348 nucleotides long. RefSeq lists its product as uncharacterized. Lineage: Eukaryota; Fungi; Ascomycota; Dothideomycetes; Pleosporales; Cucurbitariaceae. The transcript has a single exon. The record is from RefSeq and is a predicted model, not a curated record. The coding region runs from base 10 to 1047 and encodes 345 amino acids.
UUGCAUCGAAUGUUCGACUUGCCACCGGAGUUGAAAUGUCACAUUCUAUGGUACCUAUUCGUCAACGAGGGGUUUGACGCCUACUACACGCUGCUUGAACAUGCAGAGAUCGGCGAGUUGCUACGAUGCAACUUUAACCAGCAAUUUGAGCUGAUCAGGCGCCACCACCCUCUCGCUACUCAGCUCCAGCAAAUUCUGACCACGACCGCCCUUCUAUCGUCACACAAGCCGCACUCCAGUCGCCAGUUAGCUGAGUUUUUGAGGCAAAGCCUCCUCGCUGAAGGCCAGUCCGUAUCGUUCGACAGUGCGAAGCAAGCUGUCUCAGUCGUCCAUACAUACCGUGAUUGUCUACACGAUGCAAACACCAUUAUCGAACAAUAUGCCAAGAUCAUUCUGGGUAAUGCCGUGGCUGGAAGAUUUGCAUAUGAACAACAUCCUCGCUACGGUACCGAUACUCUGUCCGAAAUCGAGCAUCAUCGAAUUCUUCGUGCUUUCUUCAGGCUUCAACUCUACAGGCGAAUUCGAGAGCUAUAUGGAACAGGAAGGAACUUCAAACGGAGGAUUAGGGCCCUGUUCUCACUAUGGACUGCUUGGGAAUUUGACGAGGUUAGAAGCGUUGCUGAAUGGAUCAUUCUCGAAUAUCCAAACCUCCCCGAGCAUUACGCAGAGGGCAUUCAAAACCUCUUCGCCACGGUCUAUACCUAUUUCGGCCUUGAUAUGAACCCGUAUGUCAGAAACCGCCCUGCUCCCGCCCGUGAUCGCCACCGCCAUUCAAAGUUUGCAAAGCGCUCCAAAAAAUGGGACGAUACACCGUUUAAUCCGCACGAAGGGAGAGCGGAUGUGAGAAACAAAGACUGGAGACCCCUGGGGUACGACCGUGGAUGUUACCAAGAGUACACUCAACGAGUUUACAGGGAGUUCUUCCUUGCAGGCGGCUACCCAUUCUGGGGUCGAUACACAAAGCCUGAUGGAUGGUGGCGUUAUCGCAACCACAGUUCCGACCUGAUGUUGCAAUUUGGAGAAUGCUAUGCGAAUAAAGACAUUUGAUCAGCUUAUAGGGCCUGCACAAGUUUGAAACCAUGGUUAACGACCGCCUAAGAGGAUUUCCAAAGCGCCUACGCCCUAGUUGAGCUAUCGCUGGUUCUGUGAAAGUACUUUGAGUGCGAUGUUUGUAACUACAAUGAGUCUUCUAGAGUAGUGAAAGAUGGGGAACGCUAAUGCUGACUUCACAGAUAGCUUAACGGGUACCUACUUUCCAAACGCUGUAGCGUUUGGAAUGAGUGCACUCAAGGGUCGUGCACUAGAUGACGUAAUACGCGAGAUGCUUUCGUUCGCCGCCAGAUCCCCU